Molecule: messenger RNA, 3735 nt
Organism: Galleria mellonella (greater wax moth)
Lineage: Eukaryota; Metazoa; Arthropoda; Insecta; Lepidoptera; Pyralidae
Gene: bcn92
Product: LYR motif-containing protein 4B
Exons: 3
Coding region: 85-351 (88 amino acids)
Biological process (GO): iron-sulfur cluster assembly
Cellular component (GO): L-cysteine desulfurase complex; mitochondrion
Source: RefSeq, a predicted model, not a curated record
ACGUGAAAUGAAACUAUCUCUAUUUACAAAAAGAAUUUGUUGUGUCUAUAUCUGUUUAAAAUUCUUUGUGAAAUAAAUAUAAAAAUGAGUUCUGGUGUCACUAAAUCACAAAUCUUAUCUCUAUACAAGCAAUUGAUGAGAGAAUCGCAGAAAUUCCCUAAUUACAACUUCAGAUCCUACGCAUUAAGGAGAGUGAGGGACGCCUUCAAAGAAGCAAAGAAUGUAACGGAUCCCAAACUAGCUGUAAAGGAAUUUAAUUAUGCUAAAGAGAAUUUAGAUAUAAUUAAACGCCAGGUGCUUAUUGGAGAGAUGUACCGAACAGAGAAGUUGGUCAUAGAGAAUGUACGAUAAAGAUGAUAGAAUUUGACAGCGUAUGGACCAAGAACAAUGAAAUUAGCAGUUUUUUUUUUUUAAUUUACCGAUACCGUGUCAGUCAUCGGUACCGUUGUCAAAAAGUUUUUAAAAAUUAUAUCAAAACAAUAUUAGUUAGACGUUAUCUUUAAAUCAGUUAAAAUAUAAUAAAAUAGAAUGUUCUAGAAGAUAGAGGAAAGUACCCGAAAGAUGUAUAUGGCAGACAUAAGGAACCAGGCUGUUACUUUGUGAUCUAUAGACAGGGACAGCUUUAGUGUACUUGGUGCAUCUAAGCAAAGCCCGAAACCAUAAAAAGGUCACCUUUGAAAGUGUUAAAGAUGGCCGGCUUAUCUAUUUGUUUUUGUUGCGUUCUUUUAAUAAUCCUGUAGCACCUCUUACAUCUCAGCGUCCCGGGGGACGGCCCGACCACGCUCCCCAUAAAGUCGGCCCUGUUUACAAGCCGCCAUGUUAAUUUUAUACUGACGUCCUGUAACCUGUAGCGUUUCCACAAUUUUAAUGUAAUAGCAACCAUUUUAACUCCUGUAACUGUGUGUGUAAUGUCAUGAGCGGUUGUGACGCGUGUGCGAGUGUGGCUCAUAAUUAAGGAUCACGAAUUGAUCCCGAAACUAGUCGAGCUUUCUCGAUCUGCUCACACGUAAGUUAAACCGGUAGUUAUUACAUUAAAAUAUAAUGAGUUUAUGAAACUUUUAACAGUAAAAUUUUCACAAUUAAGACGUUUACGUUAUACAUUGUAACAAUGUCCGGAUAUAUGUUCGUUACAUACAUCCAUACAUCUGUAUAUUUUACGCCAAAAAGCGACUUCAAUGCGCGUGAAGCGUGAACACACAACGGUAAACGAUAUGAAGUUUCUUAGAAUAUCAGCCUUUAACUGUCCACUGCUGAACAAAAGCCUCCCCCUUGGGGAGUUUUGCCAGUAGUUGCCACGCUUGGCAGGCUGAUUGGCAACCGCAGUUAGGCUUUGGUGAUGUUUUAAGAGGGACGCUGCUGCCCAUCUUUCUAUCAUUACGUUCCUCUAGUCUUACGACACCCACAGGAAAGGAAGGGAUGGCCUAUUCUAUGCCAGUACCUCACGAAUACUAUGCCUGUUUGAAAACUUUAACAGCAAUGACACUUUCCAGGCAGGGUCUGGUCCCUUAACCCCUCGAGCGUUUAUGUGUCAUACAGCGGUACCGUACAAAAAUAUGGUACCGCACGCUAAUGCAACACCGUCUGUGGCUUAACUUGAAUUUGCAGCGUCGUUUUCAUUAAAUUUAUGUAGGUAAUAAACCAAUUUAUCUAUAAUCUCUAAUCGAAAAUUGCUAAUUUAAAAAAUCGGUGACGCAGUGGGUGUAGCGAGCUAGCCUAAAGCCGAUCGCUCUACAAGUUAAUAUAGACGCAUAUGUACUUCCAAAUGUCUACGAAACUUCACUCGUAUCCUGAGGUUGGUACCAGACAGUUCUGAUUUUUAAACACACAUGCCUGACUGAUUUGGCUUUUAACAGGAGCAGUAGCGGACAGUCAGCACACCGCAAUAGUUUAUAUUAUUGAAGCCACGGUAGUGUCGACUCUACCCGUAUUUAUUCUUGUGUUGAUCUCGAUUGAGUGCAUAGAUUCUUUAAAAUUUGAAUUCUAGUUCUGUCAGGAAGUGUAUUCGUUAAUUUCUUUUUUUUUUUUUGUUUAUAUAUAUAAUUUAGCCAAAGAGUUGUGGCACGUUGAAUGGGUAAUACGAUGUUGCAAAAUAUAUGAUUGUUGUAGCAUGAUAGCAUAGCAUGAUAGCAUAGAUUGUUUUAAUUCAAAAGUAAAUUUAAAAUUUAAUAAGAAUUUAUUGUUUUUUUUUUAUUAAAAAUAUUAUUCCUUAUUUUUAAUUUUACUCAAUUGAACCGCAAAUAAUUGUCUGUCGUUUAUCUGUAAACUAGAUUGGAAAAAGAUAGAUUGAAGUGAUCGUUCAUACCUUUGAACUGACCUAUUCGUAUGGCGUAUUCAUUACAAUUUCAAUAGUAGAUAAAAACUAUACUAAAUAUGCUAUAUUCAUCCGGCUCGAAGGACUAUGGUCCUUCGAGCCGGAUCGAUGAAUGAAGGAGUGUAGUCCUUCGAGCCGGAUGAAUAGACAACAACUAUCAAAAAUUAUCCGCUAGAUGCGUUGUUAAGUUUUCAAUAUAAUAAGUGAUCAAUCCCGGGACAUUUCAAUAGUAAAAAAAAAACAUAGUAAAUUACACAAUAUAGUGAUAAUAAAAUUAGAUAUAUUUUUUUUAUACAACUUAGAAUGGCAAACAAGCUGACGGCCCACCUGAUGGAAAGUGGUAACCGUCGCCUAUAGACAUGAGCAGUACCGUGGACAUAACAGAGUGUACUGUUUCGCCCAUGAUACCCCCCAUGCGUUGCCAUUCCUGAGAACUCAGGUGUUAUUCCUCCGUACCCAGUAAAUUCACGCCAUAUCCCAUUCUUCAAACCGAAACACAGCUAUGCAAACACAACUGCUUCACGAUAGAAACACGAAUGUGACAGAGGUGGCCAAGCGAGCCACUUUUGUACAAAGUCUCCCUCAUAAAUUUUAAAUUAAUAUUUCAUAUCAAAUACUAUGUAAAAUUAGAAAUUAUAUGAAGUAAUAUUUUGUAUUCGUUCAAUAUCCACACUUGGUUUCGAGUUUACAAAUGAAUAACUCUUGCAAUAGAUAAAAACUAUUUGUAAUAAAAAAUUGUUAUAAAUUUAAUGACAAAAUUGAUUCUUUUAAUAUAUUUUUGUGUUUUAUUGUAAAAAUUUUGUUAUGAUAUUAUUGUAUUAUUUUUAAUACGCAAUCGGGAGUUAACGCGAUUAACAUUAUAUAUAUAUAUAUAUAUAUAUAUAUAUAUAAUUGUUUAUAAUUACUCUCAAUCCAAAGGUUGCCUGGAAGAGAUCGCUCUUAGCGAUAAGGCCGCCCAUUGUUUCCUCACUGUGAUUAUUUCUUGUAAUUGUUUGUAUCUAUAAUAAGUUUACCAUUGUUCACAAAUAGUUGCAACCGAAUGGCUUUGUUGCAGUCGCAUUUAUUAUUGGAUCACGCUGUGUGCACAUGUUGUGGCAAGUUUACCUGAUCCAAUACAUUAAUGUACUUGUUUGUAAAGUUUGUAUUUGUAAACUUCUGUUAUGUGCGCCUAAUAAAUAAAAUAAAAAUAAAAAAAAAAAUUGUAAUCUUUUGGAAGAAAGUGUAUCUAUCUAUCUAUGUAUGUAUUAUUUACUUUACCAAAGUUUUUUUUAUCGCUUUAAAUCCCGAUUGUGUAUUAAAAAUAUAAAUAAGAUGUCACCCGCAUCGUUCAACGACGGAAUACCGUGACAAUUUGUUGUAAAUUAUUGUGUUUGUAAAUGUAAGCUUCUAUCCAAUUAGCGUAAAUAAAUAUGUGAUAUGUUUAA